GAUCCUGAUGCCCAACGUUGUCGCUCGUUACAUAGUGAUCAUCCCGGUCGACUGAACUUAGGAUACGAACUCUACAGUGUGCAUAUCGGACACCCAAAAUCUCACCCAGACAAUGGAGUGGCCUGGCGAUAGCCCACCACCACGCAAAAGAGCGCGGGUAGGACGAUACGAAUGGCGAUGCGAUGCUUGUACCCGCUUGUUUUCCCAACAAGCGCUACAGGAUCUGAACUCAUCUUCUGGCUUUGUUCAUAAAACCCGAAAGGGUAUCUGGUUUCCAAAUCACUGUGACAUGUGCAGGUUCAUUUUUGAUGUUGGUUUGAAUGAAUUCGGAGCGCAUCUCUGGAAGGAGGAUGGACUCCUACGUUUCUGGAACUUAAAAUUGAAUCCAGGAGACGAAAGCUCGUAUAUCAACGCCUUGGUUGGUCGAGUGAAUGGUAUUAAUGGACGUAUCCUGCUCUAUCCAUUUGUGAAAGAAGAUGAUCCCCUCUCCACCUUGAUUAGACGGCGGCCACUUCACAGAGAUGUUUCGAGCCCAGAAGUUUAUUCAUCAGCCAAAUUGCUGAUAGAGGCUUGUAUGAGAACAGAUGCACCGGACAAGGGCCAUCAAAAGUGCCGAUACUCGAGAGAUAUCGUCCUUCCUACGCGCGUAAUAAAAGUCAGCGAUCAGACUGCACAGCUACAAAUCAAUCAGACAGAAACUCGAGGAUCUUAUCUCGCCCUGAGCUACUGCUGGGGUGAACCAGACCCGAACAAGCAAAGUCGGCUAUCAGAACUUCGCUUGAACAACGAGCAAGAUCUAGUGCAAGAAAUCAAACUUGAAGAGCUGGAACAGUCUGUACAAGACGCAAUACGCGCGACGCGAGAGCUAGGAUUUACUUAUCUCUGGGUGGAUAGACUGUGCAUCAUUCAAGACUGUCCAGAAGACAAGAGAAGAGAAAUUGUCAAGAUGGCGAUGAUAUAUAAGAACGCUGCAAUCACGCUGGCUGCCGGGACUGCCAAAAACGCAUCUGAAGGAUUCUUGGGAAGCUUGCCUCUCAAGAAUCCUACGUAUCUGCCGCACGAGGAGUUUGAGAUACCGAUGAGGGAUGGGCGUACUGGGACUAUCCAUCUGUCCGAAAAGCCAUAUCAGCCCCACCAUCCUCUUGAUAAAAGGGGGUGGACGCUUCAGGAGUAUAUGCUGUCGUCCCGCAUGCUCAUCUUCUCAAACUACCAACUCCUAUGGCAGUGCCAGGAAACUGAACUACAGAGCGUCACGGGAGAUAAUGAGGGUAUAGUAUACCAGCAGUGUCUUGAGUCAUUGCCGUGGACUUCUUUCGAUGAGACGGGUGAGCCGUCCUUCGGAACACAUGAUUCAGAGAAACUCUAUCUCUGGCAGACCAUCUUAUCUCAGUAUACGGAGAGGCAACUGAAAGACCCCGAAGAUAGACUACCAGCGGUCACGGGUAUCACAACCGAGUUACAAAAGGUCUGGCGAGACUCUCAUAUUUACGGUCACUGGGAACGAUGGUUUAUUCAACUUCUGGCAUGGUGUAAGCCAAAUAAAGCAAGAACCCGUGAAAGACACACCAAGAGGGCUCCCAGUUGGUCUUGGGUUUCAGUCGAUGGCACUAUUGGAUUCCCAGCCACGAUGGACAUUGAGGACGCCGAGAUCGAGAUUCUCACUGCAGCCAAGGUCAGGCUAUACUGCCGGAUACUCCGGUUUGACGAUGUAAGCCCUUCCAAGCGGAACAGGCUGUCUAUAAUGCUGGAUCUUGUGAAGUCAGCGUCAAAAGUUGAAUUCGCAGGGAGAAAGUACGACUAUCUUCUCCUGGGCAAGUUCACUGGCUAUAGUAAUUGUGAACCCGGUAUUGCUCUGAUGGUACUCAAAACGGCUAGUGGAAGUUAUAGAAGGGUCGGCUUAGCCUUGUUUAAAGAUAUGGCAGUCUGGACUGAUGUCGAGUACCAGAGUGUUGAUCUUGAGCCGAAGGAAAAGUAGGCCAGCUUUUCAAGUAUGUUGUAUCUACCCGGUGUUCCUGACUUGGGUUCAAUCACCUGCGGUAAGGUUAGGGUUUUAAAAGAGGUUUCAGCCUCCAGGCUACAAAGGUAAAGGACACCAAUAAACAUAUACGGGCAAAAUACUCGUCGCCCUCACAAUCGCCUAGGAUCUUGCUUUUGGCUGGGGUCCAAUUACCAACGCCCCGUUUUUCAUCGGAGUUUAUACUGCAGAAAACGUAAGAAAAUCUGA
Messenger RNA from Fusarium verticillioides 7600, 2224 nucleotides. RefSeq lists its product as hypothetical. The transcript has 2 exons. NCBI's taxonomy places the organism in Eukaryota, Fungi, Ascomycota, Sordariomycetes, Hypocreales, Nectriaceae. The record is from RefSeq and is a predicted model, not a curated record. The coding region runs from base 113 to 1975 and encodes 620 amino acids.